Podarcis lilfordi (Lilford's wall lizard) is the source of this 22035-nucleotide messenger RNA. NCBI's taxonomy places the organism in Eukaryota, Metazoa, Chordata, Lepidosauria, Squamata, Lacertidae. The record is from the annotation of a GenBank genome assembly.
CUUAACGAAUUACAGUUCCCAAGAUUAUUUGGGGAAAGCCAUGGCUUUUUAAAAAGUGGUAUUAUACUGAUCCAAACGUUAAGGUGUGAAUGUGGGUAAAGUGUUGGGACUGUAGAAUCUAGGCCUGGACUUCAGCUCAGCCACAAAGCUCACUAGAGCUGCUGCAUUGAGAUGUGGGUUUAUUGUAAAGUUUUCCUGGUAAUAACACUGGCUCAUCUGCCUUGAUUUCUGAAGCUUUCUUUUACACUGCAGUGCCUGUUACAUUACAGAGCUGCGGCCGUUUAGAAUUUUAAAUUGUGGAAAAGAACUGUGUGCCCCAAUGGUUGUCACCAUGAAAUUACUAUGCAACUCUCAAACACAAAACUUUCCGAGCUAAUAGGAUUGCAAACACAUUUGCUUUCUGGAAACAGCACUCGGAUUCAUGCUAAAUUUCCACUAAGUCCCACCAGGUUUCCAGAAGUGCCUUUUAUGUCCUGUGAGAGAUCCCACAACACAGAGAAACGAUCAGGUAAGGAAACGUGAGGAUAACAGGAUAAGGUGCUGUCUGAAUGCAGCUCAGAGCAGGCGCACAAUCUGACUCUCAGCCUUUGAGGAUUUAAAUGUGGCCGGGAUGUGGAGAGUGGGUGUGCAGCAUUUUAAUUAUCAGCCUCCUAAAACCCCUCAGUUGUUACUGAGCUUUCAAUCCUGGUGAAAAAAAGAAAAAUGGCUCCAUCUAAAGGCCAAAGGUUGUUUUUCAGUCACCAGGACAACUGGGGCAACACUCUGUCGCCCUAGUGACAGCUUGGGGAGAGACACUGCUUUCACACACAGACAAAACAAUCCCUUACAGAAAAGGAACUAAGGUCUCCACCCAAAAGAACCUGAUUCCUAAUGCCAUAUUUCUAUGUGUGGUUAAUGUAAACCUGCAAGGCAAAAUCAAGUGCAGGGUGGGAAAGUUCCUCUCCACUGGGUUCCAGAUCCACUGCCUUGUUCUGAGGUAGGCAACGGCUCUCGGCUAGCUGAUACCUUUGCUGCCGUGAACCAUUUUAGAUUAAUUUUGUUUCAUCUGUCAGCUCCGAGGGUAUCACAAAAACCCUUUAGACCUGUGAUGUAUUUAGUUGGGCGUAUUUUAGGGGGAGGAAGGUGAGGAAAAUAAGCAAAUCUGUUGAGAGAAUUGGAGGUUUGGAGAGAGAGAGAAAAAUAACAGUGUACAUAACGUUGUGCCACAGCCUGCCUGUUUGUUAAAAGCAGCUUUACCUCAAAGCUACACAACUCCCUCAUUCACUAGUCAUCGCCCUUGCGCGUAAUGCAAACUGUGUGGAGUCAGUUUCACACGGCAGGCUGUGAACAGCUCCAGCAAUUUCCACCGUGCCAUUGCUAACUGCAAAAUAAUAGUAAUAAUAAUAAUAAUACAUAUUAGGGACAUAGCUGUCAACCUUCCCUCUUUUUUUGCAGAAAAUUCCCUUAUUCCAGCGCCGUUUCCCGCUGCUAUCUCCGAUUGUUAGAUAUCCCGUAGACUCUCCCCAGGACAGGUGAGGCUGCUGAUCCCUUAUUUUCAAAUCUGAAAGUUGAAAGCUAUGAUUAGGGAGGGGUUUUGUCAUCUGGGCAGCCCAAGUCCUCCAUACACAUUGCCCAAGCUGGCGUCCAGGGAAGUAAUUUCAGUGCUGCUAAUGCAGUAAAAACAACAUGGGAUGCAGCAAUUAUGAGUUACCAGUCUCUGCAGCCACAACAGGCGCUGUGAUUCUCCAGUGGUUUGACUUCCCCCUUGGAAGUGUACUCCAUUGUCUCUCAAGACAGACAGAUGCCAACAACAGAUUAGAACACACCUCUCAAUCACCUUGAAGUGAUAAGUUGCCAAAUAUAGCAAAUUUUUACUGCUUGCCUAAAUCCUAGUUCUGUGUUUUAUUGGUAACCAAGGAAGGGAAUUGUUCUUAUUAUUAUUGCUGAUGCUGGCUUUACACCCCGGGUCAGCAGCUAGUUCUGUUUUCUGUAGGGCCCUUUAUAACAUGUGGGUAUCUACAGCAUGAUAAGCUCUCCCUAAGAGACAAGCCUCAUGAUCACAGUCAUCCUUGAGUGCCAGCCAUGGGUCCAAGGCAGUGCUCCACCCCCCAAAAAGGGCCAGGUUUGAUCCCAAGGCUCCUAGCUGCUGACACCUACUUUAUAACCUUUUAAAACUCAAAGGGAAAGCUGUGCUCAGAUGAAAUGAGCAGCAACCGUGAAGAAAAUGAAAUGUGGUCCGAGCUGCUGGCUACACCAGCAACCAAGUUAAUGCAAGCGCAAGAAAGGGCAGAAAGGUUUGCCGAAGAAAAAGAGGUAAGCUUAUCCUUUUGUUUCCUUUCAUGCCUGAAUACUACUGGAAAUUAAUGGGUGCAUAUAGGAUUAAUUGUGGCGGAUUGGGUGACCUGUAGCUAGCCACAAUCUCUCAGUCUAACCGACCUCACAGGGUUGUUGUGGGGUUAAAAGAAAGAGAGGGGCGAAUCCUGUGUGCUGACCUGAGCUGCUUAGAAGGAAGGGUAGGAUAAACCUGCAAUAUAUGGACAUGAAAGCAGGCUUCAGGUGCUCCAGAGACUUUACUCUGUGUGUGCUUGAUGCUAUACCAUUAUAUCUGGAUCCAGUGCUUUUUUCCUAUUAAAAAAAAUGUUUAGGAGUACUCUCAUUUUCCUACUCAUAUUGAAAUACUGCCCCUCAAUGAGGUCAAACUUAGAUUCACAAAAUGUUUAGGGGUAUGCGUCCCCCGUGUCCCCCUCCCCCCCAGAAAAAGCGCUGCCUGUAUCUAUAUAUAUAUUUAGCUUACUUUGCCAAACCUUUAUUUGGCAUUACAAAUAUAGGCCGUCAUAAAACAUCCAUAUAUAAAAAAAUAAAAUAUAUACAAAUAAACAGCCAUGUAAAAUAUGUAAUAACCCUGCCAAGGGUUAUCUGGCAUCUGUAAAGAAGGGAAACACAAAUUCAGAGAAGCUGCCUUUUCUAGGUCAGUAUAUUUGUCCAUCUAGCCCAGUGUUUCCUGCUCCAGGCAUUCCCUCUCCGCCAGAUGGUGCUGGACUACAACUCCCAUCAUCUCCCUGGCUAUUGGCCAUGCUGGCAGGGGCUGAUGGAAAUUGUAAUCUAGCAGUGUUUGGGGGAGGCGGGUGGCGGUCAUGCAUUCCCCAGCCCUAGGCUACUCCAAGCAGCAGGGGCUUUCUAGGGCAGAGAGGACUGAAUGUGGCCCUUAGGCCCCUAUAUGUGGCCUCCAGGACUCUUCCCAGACACACCCCUUCUCCUCAGGCCACGCCCCUCACCAGUUCUCCUUUGCACCCACCUUGCAGUGGCGUAGCGUGGGGGGUGCAGGGGGGGCCAGCCGCACCGGGCGCAACAUCUGGGGGUUAGGGUUAGGGGGCGCAAAUCCACGGGUUAGGGGGUGCAAAUUACUUGCCUUGCCCCGGGUGCUGACAACCCACGCUACGCCACUGCCACCUUGAGUGGGUGCAUGGCUACAGAAUGUCUUUGAACUCUGAUAAAGCUCCUUGAUUGCCUGGAUGGAGGGUAGAGAAGGAAGUGUGAGUGUGCAUGACUAUUACAGUACAAACGUAAUUGUUAUUUAUUUCAUAAAAUUUAUAUACCAGGAAAAAACCUGAUUGCUUUAUAUUUUUUGUAAAAGAUAAAGCAAUCAAAUUAUAACUUUUUUUUUAUUUACAAUUUUUAUUGUAAAGCAUACAGAAAGUUAAAACCGCAGUAGAACAGACUACAGCAAGUUAAAACUCAUACAAGCUUUCUAAAUGACUGGGUGGGAUUGUCUAAAUAAGAACGUCUUCAGCAGGCGCUGAAAAGAAGGUGCCAGCCAGAUAUCAAUAGGCAGGGAGUUCCAAAGUGCCGGUGCUGCUGUACUAAACGAACACGUACUUAUAGAUGCAGUGUGGGCAUGAUGUAGCACUUGUAAAAUACUAAUAUUCUUUGCUCUGCCCACUUUUGCCUCUGGCCACUGGAACAUGUGCCUAGAAGAAAAAGUGGACCUCAAGUUGAAAAAGGUUUCCUCCUCCCUGCUUUAUGGUCUCUGGCACAGUUAUUUUACCUCACCAGCUACCUGAUGAUUAUUAUUUAAUAUGAUUAUGAUUUAUUAUUAUUAUUAUUAUUAUUAUUAUUAUUAUUAUUAACUGGAGAUGCCAGGGAACGGCCCUGAGAUGCAGAAGCAAGAAGCGGGCAGAUUGGAGAAUUUCUUCCUUUUUUACAGCAAAUCUUGUGUGUGUGUUUUCUCCAGGCACAUAAAGCCUGCAGGGAACUGGUUCAAUGUACAGCUCUGGCGAGAAUUGUCUAUGGAAAUGGGCACUGGAAGUUGGCAGAGGCACUCGCUAAUCUUGCUCAUGGUUACCUUACCCUUCAAGGUAAAAAAGCUAGUAUGUAAUAAUGAUAAGAUACACAUGUCAGUUUGGGUAAGGAAAACACUAAGGAUAUACAAGAUUUUCGGGCACAACCACUUUAGGAUGUAAUGAAUGGAAUACUAAACACGGGGAAAUUGCCAGAAUCUUGGAAAGAGGCAUACAUUACACUGAUUCCAAAACAGGAUACAAACUUAUUUUUUGGAUACAAUGGAGGACUGAAAAAUUAGGAGGAUUUAUAGUAUGCAGUUGAAAAGGUUAGCUAAAGAACCCAUGGCGGGGAGAAGGGAAGUCUAGAGAUUUGGGAGUAUCUUGUGUAAUUUUUACUAUUUGUGAUUUUGAGCGUGAAUGAAUUUGUAAAAUCAAAUGAAAAUAAUUUUCCAAAAAAAAGAAAAGAAAGGGAAUACACAAAGAAUAUGAUUCCAACUGCUGGUCACUUACUGUAAGUAUUUCAUCACAAACUACAGAAGGAUAGCUGUGUUGAUCUGCUGCUGCAAAAGCAACAAGGAGUCUUUAACAUGUCAAGAGACUAACAGACUUCUUGUGGCACAGUAAGAGCAGAAGAGUCUUCUGGAUCAGGCCCAUGGGACAUCUAGUCUAGUGGCCAAGCAGAUACCUAUGGGAGUGACCUGAAUGCAAAACCACUCUCCCCUCCUGUGGUGGUUCCCAGCAACUGGCAUUUAUUAUUAUUCUGCCCCUUCUGAGAGUGGAGACUAGUAACUUUGGAUAGUCUUAUCCUCAAUGAAUUUGCUUAAUCCUCUUUUGAAGCCAUUCAGGUUGGCAGUAGCACCUCCUAUAGUUCAGCUACGCUCUGUGUGAAGAAGUUCUUUCUUUUGACGGUCACGAACCUUUUAACAUUCAUCUUCAAUGGAUGCAUAGCUGUCAACUUACAGAUUUGAAAAUAAGGGACCAGCAGCCAAAAUAAGGGACCUGCAGCCUCACCUGUUCCAGGCACUCCAGUCUUCCUGUCCUGCUGCAGUCUGGUCAAACUCAUGCUGGUAGCUUCGAGAACACUGUCCAACCAACUUUGUAACCAGAGGUUCAACUGAAUAGAAUCUGAAUCACAUGCACCACAAGGCCUAUGCAGCCUCAACUUAAGAUGGCUCCCCGGCCUGGCUUUGCACUGCAAAGUUUGCAGCAGCACGUGAACCAAAAUGGCGUCCAGCAUUCAAAAACCCCCUCAGCUUGCAUUAACUAGCCACACACAAGGCAUGCAAGCUCCACCCCCCAGUCGUUCUUAGACUUCUUAUUGGGUGAGCAACACAGCCAAGCAACACAGUUGGAGCCUCCCUCCUCCCUGGCCGGCAGGGAGGGAGGGAGGGAGAGGAGCUGCUUCCUUUGAAAUUUAAGGGAUAUCAUUUAAGGGACAUUUAAGGGACAUCCAUCAAUAAGGGACAGCAGCGGGACAUGGCGCUGGAAUAAGGGACUGUCCCUUCAAAUAAGGGACACUUGACAGCUAUGAAUGGAUGCCCAUAAGUUUCAGGGUCAUGAUCAACGGAGAACAACUUUUCUCCAUCCAUAAUAAAUCAGGCAGUCUUUAAGGUGCCACAAGAUGCUUUGCCACUUUCACAACAAAGUGCAAAUUUGUAGCUAGAGGAUCCAACCCUUCUGUCUGUCACCCUCCUCAUCUACCACUUUGCUUUAUCCAUCCAUUCAUUCAUUUCAUAAAAUUUGUACACCGCUGGAUUGUAAUAGUAACCUCAAAGCAGUUUACCAAAAAAAGAGGUUUUGAAGGAGCUGAUACAGUGGUACCUCGGGUUACAUACGCUUCAGGUUACAUAUGCUUCAGGUUACAGACUCCGCUAACCCAGAAAUAUUGCUUCAGGUUAAGAACUUUGCUUCAGGAUGAGAACAGAAAUCGUGCUCCGGCGGCGCGUCAGCAGCAGGAGGCCCCGUUAGCUAAAGUGGUGCUUCAGGUUAAGAACAGUUUCAGGUUAAGUACGGACCUCUGGAACGAAUUAAGUACUUAACCCGAGGUACCACUGUACGUGUAUUCAUAGGACAAUGAGAUGAUCUGCCUCCAAGGCGAGAUGGGAUCACAGUUUUAGUCAUCAUGGAGCACUCAUUUUGCAGCUGCUGUUCUUUUCUUCAAUUUUUAUGACUGGUAGUUGAUAUCAUUGAUCAUUUCUUGGUGGAGACAGAGUUGGAAAUAUGCAUUUAUUCAUCAUUCUCAAUUUAGGGCUUGCAUCAGCAUAUUUUCCUUUCUUCCCAUGUAUAAAUUUUCAGUUGCAGCUGCAUACACAAUGGUACAAAAGCUUUCAGCAACCAGUUUCUUUUCUCAAGUCCAUUAAUUGUUUGUGGUGGGGAUAGGGCAGCUGUGGCCAUGCAGACAUCGAUAAACUAUAACUCCCAUGAACCUGAAUGGAACUAAACAACAUCUAGGUUCUCUGUCCCUGGUUUAUGAAAACAUUUUUGCUUGAACUGUUUGUAUGUAGUGUAGAUUAGUGAACAUGUCAUUCUGUGUGGUUAAAGUCAUCUUUUAUUUCCCCCAGGUCUUCCCAUUCAGGCUAUGCACCAUGCAAAUUCAGCCAAAUGCACCAUAUUUGCAGGUGGAGGUGCCCCUCCAGCAUCUUCAGAAGAAAAAGGAGAGUUUCUGAGCAUGCUUGUGACGAUCUACUAUACUUUGGGUGCAUCCUAUUUGAUGCAGAAAAAAUAUCCUUGCAAUGCAGCGAUCAGAACUGGGGGAUUCAGAGGCAAAAUACCGAAGCAACACUGUGAAGCUGUGAAGCUCACCAGAAGUGCAUAGAAAAGUCAGCCUCUAGGUCUACCUUGCAAGGUUGCUGUGAGCCUAAAACACUGCUAUGAGCACCUUAUAAGAAGGGAGAGAUACAUAUGAGGCAUAUUAAGUUUAGUAAAUAAAUAGGAAUCUCUAAAAAAAAAUCCCCUCCAAGCUUUGUGUUCAUCCACUGUCACCGCAGUCCAACAUGGCUCCAGGUUUUCAUACACUCAUUCCUUGGUGGAGUCAAGAGCCAGACAUCUAAGAGGGUACAGCAUAUGUAGAGGCUGAGACUGGAUCAGUGCAACUGGCAAGUGAGGUUGUAUGCUGGGAGACCUGGUGUUGAUUUAGAAAUUGAGUAACUAUGUGGCCAGCAAGCGGGGAAUGAAUGUGGCAGACAUUCUUCUGACCAAGCACCAUUGAAACCAACCAGAACUGUGCAAGAGCACAUUGUUGCUCCUGUGCAGCUGCCAUGUAUUUGAAUGGGGCUUGUGCCUCAUGUCAGUUAUUAGGAAUGGGUGACACUUAGUUUUUCUACUUCAGGCACCACAGUGUCUGGUGCCAGCUCUCUGGACAUCUAAAGAGAACGUUCUCAGGAUGCUCACAAGAAGCACGUCACCCAGAGUUCAUUGCCAGCAUCCAUGAAGUCAACCCAACUGGCACUUGUGAUGAACAUGUAGCUGUUCAGGGCCCUGCAAUGUGUAGAGCUAGCUUAGUCUCUGGAUUUCUUGAAUAGUGCUGCCAUUAGAGAUCAGCAACUUCCUUGUCCCAUGGUUCAUCACUACCCAAGCAGAAAAACGCCCAACUCCAGGUAAGGUAACUGAUGAUGCUCCAGAAUCCAGGGAGCCUCACCCACCUGUCAUAUUUGGCCCACAUGCCUAGGACCUGAUAAGAAUCUGCCCUGCAGAGCCAAAAAGGUUCUCUGCUCCUGUUCCAGGCAAUGUUGCAGCUUUUUGUCUGUGUUGAUUUUAAUGGAUUUUUUUUUUUAAAAGUUGAGUAGCCUUGACCUUUCUACUGGCAAAGAAUCCUACUGCAAUCUGCAGAAAGCUGAAAGGAUUAUGGAAGAACUGAGAGGGAUGGAUUGGAGAGGGACCCAGACUCCUGAACUUAAAGUAUCUGAGAGAGACCUUCUUGCAGCACUGGGCAGGUAAACGAAAGACCAGUGGCCUGAUAAGGGUACAGCUAUUUACUGAAUGACUUAAAUCACAUAUCUAGGCUGUAAUCCUAUACUUAGUUACAGGGUAGCAAGUUCUCUUGAACUCAGAGGACAUGCGUUAGGCAUUGCACUGCUAAUGAAUGUGUGUGUGCUGGGACUCCUCUUUACUCCCUAGAUGAGAAAAUUCCUGCCAUCUAAAGGGCUUUGCAGUCUUAUAUGUGGCUUCCUGCAGUCAAGAAUCCAGGUCCUCUGCCCAGGCCAAAAUCCAGACUUUGCCCCCACAUUUAGCAGCAAGUGUUUGGGGAGGGCAAUGGCACCUCUUUUAGAUGGUAACACACAUGCAUGUGCAAGUUGCACACUGCCGUCUGGUGGUCAGCACUAUUAUUGCAGCUACCUACUGGUGCUUUUCAGUGAUAGUAUUUGCCACUAGAAAACUUGUUUGCCGAGAGUAGAAAGUUGUAUUCUGAGAGCAGAAUUUGAUUCAUACCCUCAAGUACAAAGAAAGUCAGAUAUUGUUACAUCUAUUAUACGAUUGUUUUAAAAUUGUGUUUUUGUUGUUUUUGUACCUCUUACUAAUAUUCCUUUUUAAAAUUGCUUUUUUAUGAAAAGCGGUACACAAGAACACUAAACAAACAAAUAUUUUAUAUUUUCACAUUUUUAAAAAUGUGGACUUUUAGAUCUAAUUACUCUGUUCUGCCUUCUAGGGCAAGUUUGCAGCAAAACAAGUUAGAGUUGGCAGCCAGGCAUUUUGAGAAGGCAAUUGAUGCUGUAAUUUCAGCUGAAGGAGAGAUGUCUCCAGAACUGAUAAACCUCUAUCAGAAGAUAGCCCAAACUGAGCAAGCAAAGGGAAACCAUGAAAAAUCCAUGGGGUAUUUGUUACAGGCAAGGAACCUCAUAACAGUCCAGCAUGUAAACUGAGUUUGUGGUUUUGACUUUACAGAGCUACCAGGUGACAUGUGUAUUAAACCUCAAUCUUACACCUACUUCACUGGGAGUAAGCAAAUUUAUUAAGAUUUAUGUACUGCUUAAUCCUCAAAACCUCUCAGUGGUUUACAUAAAAUAUAAGGUGUACAUUCAUUUGAGAAGACAGGUAAAGGGUUGUGCUGUAAAAACUACUAUUGCACCAUCAUAUUCAUAUAUUUAUAAUAAUCCCCUCUGUUAUUGGCAGCAUCUGGGCUCAAGUUCUGCUUGAGGGUUUCCCACAAGCCCCUUGUUGGCCACUGUGAGAACAGGAUGCUGGACUAAAUGGCCCAUUGGCCUGAUCCAGCAGGCUCUUCUUAUGGAUGCAGGUUGCCCAAAUGGGGCUCAGCACCCAAACACUUCCAAUCAAUUGCAGGUACCCUGCAAUUACCUUAUGGCAGUUCUCUGCAACCUGGUGCCCUCCAGGUGUAUUGGACUGCAAUUCCCACCAUCCUUGACCAUUGGCCAUGCUUGCUGGGGCUGAUGGGAGUUGGAGUCCAAAUCAUCUGGAAGGCACCAGGUUGAGGAAGACUGCCUUGAGAUCAUGGGACCACUUUAGCUGUCAUGGUCGGCCAUUGGAAACACUGUUUGCUUUCAAACGGAGUAAUUCUGUGAUUGCAAUGUGGCAAUAAUUCUCCAUUUUAUUUACAGUUGUACCUCGGGUUAACUACUUAAUUCAUUCCGGAGGUCUGUUCUUAACCUGAAACCGUUCUUAACCUGAAGCCCCACUUUAGCUAAUGGGGCCUCCUGCUGCCGCCGUGCCGCCGGAGCACGAUUUCUGUUCUCAUCCUGAAGCAAAGUUCUUAACCCGAGGUACUAUAUCUGGGUUUGCGGAGUCUGUAACCCAAAGCGUAUGUAACCUGAAGCGUAUACAACCCGAGGUACCACUGUAUUCUUGGUUUAUCACCCACAGUAAACAGCAACUGAGUGCUUGCAUGUCCGAACGUUAAAUGAGCGAAUACUGAAUGAAAGCCUGAACGAAUGUUGUACAAAGAAAUGCUACAGUGAUGCUUUCAUUUUCAUGCAUGUGCUGGUCCUUACAUUUCCAAGCACUAGAAAAGGUUUGCUUUGGGGGAGAGGGAUAAGCUGCUGACAACACUGGAUUUGAAGACAUGGCUACCAGGGCCAUACUCUAUUUUUAUUUAUUUAUUACUAUAUUUAUAUCCCACCUUUCCUCUAAGGCAUACAUGAUUCUCCCUCGCUCCAUGUUAUCCUCUCAAAAAUCUUUCUUGGAAGGACAGAUUGAAAGACAGUGACAACCCCAAGUGAGCUUCAUGGCUAGGGCUGCCAUACUCCCCAAAGUGAAAUUCCGGACAAAGUUGUUAAAAACUGAAGGACCCUUCCUUUGUUUUUUCCUUAUCUGAUACUAGGAGCAUCAGAGAUGCUGCAAAGUGUCAAAACGACAGCAGUAAAAGGAUCGUUUAUUUUGUCAUGACAAAAAUGGUACAGACAAGUGUUUGCCUGAUGUCUGCCCCCCCUCUCUGGGCAUGCCAGCCUUUUAUACCCUGUAGAAUGGACAGUCAUCUGAUUUCCGAGAAAACACGUGUUUUACAAGAAAUGCCGUAAAAAUUAGGUUUCGUUUUUCCAUAUUUGGAUCAACUUCCUUAUUUCACGUAUUUCCAGCCCCUCAUUCCUCCUGUUUCAGCCUCCCUCCCUUUGGGGUUACAAUAGCACCCAUGCAACCUUGCUCUUAUCUCUACGCGCCUAAGCCAGACAUUCCCGAGAGAGGCCUAUUUUCACUGUAACAUCUAAGCAAGAAGAAAAAGCCUUGUUCUUCUGGCUGGUGUAAAAACCUCCCCCCCCCCCCCUUAAAGGAAGGGGUUUUUGGGAUAACAUAUGAGAGAGGAGAAAAUGCCUCAAAGAGUUUUUGGGAUCAUAUACAGAACAAUAUUUUAAUGGCCCUUCAAAACAAACAAACCACCCUACUUACCAUACAUACAGGAUUUCCUGGAUAUUUUGCUGAUUCAGAGAAAAUCUGCCUGGACACUAUUUUCAAGCCUGUUUCCCGGCUGUGUCCAGGAAAAUCGGAAUGUAUGGCAGCCCUGUUCAUGGCUUAGUGGAGAUUUGAAUCCUGGUCUUCCAGAUCCUAGCCAAACAUUCUAACCACUAUACCACACUGCCUCUAGAGUACUAGAGUCAUAAUUAGACAGCUUUGCAUGCUGGGCAAUGCAGGAGUGGUUUUCCAGGGGUUUUUUGUUGGUUUCCAGUAAACAGCUUGCCUCUUAUGUGGGGCUGCAUUCACAGGAGUUGUUCAUGCUCUCCAUCCCUAGCUAUGCUGUUGGGAGAGAUACAGAGCAUGGGUUAGAUCCGGGACCCUCAGUUUAGGAUUGUGAGUAGGACUAUAGGCUCUUAGAGGAUUUGGCUGCCCAGAUCUUUCAGGGCAUAAAUGAAAUUGUUCAUUCAGAGCUCCAGAUAGCACAGCUGCUAUGAUGUCAACACACCGUGUCCAUCUCUUCCUGGCAGGCCCACUCCAUGUCACUAGCUCUCUACAAGAAAUCCAGUGCCGAAGUUGCCUCAACAGCAUGGUUACUGGGGAAGGCUUAUGCUGCAACUGGAGAAGUAAAGCAUGCAGGUAAGGCACUGGGAUGGAUAUGUAAGUUCUUUCCUUUGCAAUGCAUGUUGUAUAUCACUUUAUGCCAUUUCAACUUCCACGUUGCCAAGGAAUCCUGGGAACUGUAGCUCAGUGAGAUGCCAAGAAUUCUGCUUCUGAAUGUGCCUUCCAGCAAUUCAUAAAACAGGAUUUGUAACAAGUAAUGACAGGUGGUUAUUGCUUUUAGGCUCUUGUUUGUGGGCUUUCCAGAGGUUGUCACAGUUGAAAGCAGGAUGCUGUAUCAGUCGGACCCUUGCAUCGGACCCAGCAGGGUUGAUCUUAUGUUCUUAUCUAUGAUGUUCCUUUUCCAACCCCACUGCCAUCAAGCUGUCUUGUACUAGAGACCAAUUCAUCACCCAGUCCACAGCUGCCUUUUCUAGCUAGAGCACAGAUGGUUUGGACUCUGGACAAUGAUUUUUCAGCCUCAGCUGAGAAUGCAUUUUUCUUCACUUACUUCACCCGUGUCCUAAACCAGCUCUUCUGCCUUUAGGGACCCUCUUCUUCACUCUACUGAGUGGGACCCUGGACGUUGGACCUUCCUGCCUCCCUCUUUCCCAAAUCUCCUAUUUGGAUUAAUUUAACUAGGGUUGACAAGAAUUUAAUCCAGCUCCUUCAACCCACAAAGCAUAUUCUCUACCACUGAGAGUUGGAACUCCUCUUAUGCUUAUAAGCUGUUUUACGGCUCAUGCUGAAAGGAUGUAGCUAGAAUUUAGUUUGCUGCUGCUUAGGAGAUAAGAAAUAACCCAACAUAUAGCCCACAAGUUCUUAUAAUAGCUUGAAACAGCUCCCUGAGCUGGUUCUUAAAUGGUUAGUCCUUCAGGAUGAAUGAACCGAGAUGGAACAAAUCAUACACUUAUUCAUUUAAAAGGUGCAUUUCACUUGAUGGGAACAUGUACUAAGAACCAGAGAGACUCCAUUUUGUCUCUAAUAGGCAUUAGCUCAAAUCAAGACAGGCAUAACGUUAGCCUUCUCUGCAACUUUUCCACCUCAAAAUAACACUACAAUGAAUAGGUGGGAAACUGGCAAAAAGCUGCUAACAUCCUGACACCCCAUCUUGUACAAAUUUAGAUCCUGCCCUUUGCACCUCUCCCAGUUUCCCCAAAGUGUACUGACCAACAAACUAAGCUAAAACUGACAAGAAGUCCCGUCAUCCCUUAACCUGUUUACUAAGAAGCUGUAACUGCUGGCUUUGCAAGAUGAGAGACCAAAAAAAAUAGUAGAUUGCCACAGGGACUGCUUACACUAAAUACUGAUUGCCAAUAGAAUCACUGUAUUAAUUCAUGUAAUUAAACUGUAUAAAAUGUUGGAGCACGCUGUGAAAAGACAUGCAGGAUUUGGAACUUGAUUCUCCUGUACCUUCUUACUGCAGUCUGAAUAAAUCCUCUUUUACCUCCCUGGUGUGAUUAUUGACUCAUCACCCCAGCACUGGACUUUUGUCCGUAACAUCAUCAUCAUUUAUUAUUUGUACCCCGCCCAUCUGGCUGGGUUUCCCCAGCCACUCUGGGUGGCUUCCAACAAAGAUUAAAAAUACAUUAAAAUGUCACACAUUAAAACAUACUAUACUGCUCAUUUUUCUAGAGGCUGCUGAAAUAUACUUCCGUGAGAGUCUUGAGGCCUACAAGUCAGCACUGGGGACGAACCAUUCUCGGACAAUCAGUGCCCUGGAAGACUUCAGUAAAUGGCUUGGGCGAGUAGGGAAAAGAAAGGUAACAGCAGUUCCAGUGGGACACAGGUGUAAGCCUUUCAGCUGAAAAAGAGCACAUAAGGGUGGGUGUGUUUAGCUGAUACCAUUACCAGCUUGCAGGGGAGUGUGGAUUGCCUAGACCAGGGAUGGGAAACCUGUGUCCCUCCAGAUAUUGUUCAGCCUGAAACUCCCAUCAUCCCUAGUGCUAUCAGCUGUUCUAGCGGGGGCUGAUGGGAGUUGAAGUCCAGCGAUCUCCGGAGUGACACCAUUUCUCUCUCUAGGCACAGGCGGAGGAAGGGGGUGCGGGGGGUGCAGUCCGCCCCGGGUGUCAUCCUUGAAGGGGGUGACACCGCUGCCCCGCCCCCUGGGAUGCUUGCCCCGCCCCUGCAGGCGGCUAGCCCCACCCCUGGGUGCACAACAUGUGCACCACUCCGGGUGCUGGAGCAGCUAGCUCCACCUGUGUCUCUAGGGUGGCCACUUACGCAUUGCUAGAAAAGAGGAAACACACCAACAAUAAAAGAGGACAUUGAUUUACAUAAAAAUAGCAUGUUUAUUUAUUUCAUAAAAUUUAUACACCACUUGGUUGUAAAAAGCCUCAAAGCCCUUUACAAAAAGAUGGUAAUUUAUAGGUGCAAAUUUAGAAAUAACUGCUAUAAAUCAAUUAGAAGAAGAACACUACUUUUCACCAUAAUGGAGAAGACUGUGAACAGGGGACUUGCUUACGCAUCUAGGUAUCUGCAAACUCAAUACCCCUCUGCUCUCCCUUCUUAAUGUUUAAACUAGACAGCCUUUCCAAUAGAGUCCUGUCCACAGCCACCCUAUCCUCAUCCCUGCCUGCUACUUUCCUGGUGCCAAGCAGGGACAGCAUGGGAUUUUCUGAUGCCUGAAGUGAAUUGAAAUGUUGCGCUGCUGCCUUUUUGGCUGAUAAACUUAUUUUGGAUGUCUACGGGGUGGCAAGAUACAUUCCACAGACAUCUCUCUCUUUUCGGGGGGUGUGGUGUGAGAGAGAGAGCGCGAAAGAGCGAUAGACAGAAACAACCCAGAGGAGAAUGUAAGGCAGAAAAUACUGGCCAAAGUUACCUAGUUGUUUCCUAUUGCCAUGACAGCUUGGUCUCAUGUAUAAAUCUGAUUUUAAGUCAUUCAGCACUAUGACAGUAUAAGGUCCUCGUGUCUUUAUAGAUCAGUCCAUCUUAUAAUAAAACCAAAGCUUGCCUCAUAAGAAAAUAGAACCAACACUGCAAUCCUAUACUUGUUUACUCAGUCACAUUGAGUUCAAUGGUGGUAACUGGGUAUAGGACUGCAGCCUUGCUGAAUUUCUAUUGCUGAGAUCCAGCAGUAAAUCAACAGUGCUGAAUUUCCAGAUCAUUAAGUUGGUUCAGAAAUGGGUGUUAUUUCAUUAAGGGAAUGGAAACAGUUUCUCCUUAACAGUGUGUGUGUGUGUGUGUGUGUGUGUGUGUACACACCCCUAACACAACACGGAACCCCCCAGAGAUAACUGAUAUAUUCAUGUUAUAUAGCAAUUAAGACAUUGCAAUGGAAUCUUUUUCUUAUUCAGCAAGCCUACAACUUACUCAAAGAGUCAUUUAUAUCUCAGCCUGAUCCCUGCAGUGAUUUUAAUGAACAAGCAAUUGAAAGAUUGUAUAUUAUGGGCUGCAUCUGCCUAGCAGAGAUGAAGAUAAAGGAGGCUUUUCAGCUGCUCAGUAAGGUAAUCAAUUACCAUGUUUUUGUGCAAUCACACUGCAAGUUUAAAUGAAGGCAACUCUUUUUCUAUAAAAAAGGGUGAAAAUUCCCUAUAGAAGGUAGAUACUAUAUUUUCAAGGGCUAGGUCCCAAACAAUUAAAAUGAUCUCCUAAGUAAGCCUCCCAGAAUUGGGUACUUUCUAGCUGUUGUUGGACUACAACUCCUAUCACCCAUGACCAUUGGCCAGUUCUGGCUUAGAUUUUUAGACUCCAAUGACAUUUGGAAGCCCCAAGUUGGGGAGGCUGUCCAUAAACCCUUACAUAGGAACCAGCUCCCUGAGAGAUUCCAUCACUACCCUGAUCACCACAGAUUCUGGGCUGGGCAAUGGAAUUCAACGGAACUGAUACACUGCCCAGUUACUGAACAGCUGCUAAAGAGCUAUGAAUAUUUUUGAGGGAGAGGGGAAAUCUGUUGUAAAGCAGGUAUGGGGAACCUGUGACCCUCGAGAUAUAGUUGGGCUCCAACUCCCAUCAGACCCAGCCAGCACAGCCAAUGGUCAAAGAUGGUGGGAGUUACAGUUCAGCUACAGCUGGAGCACCACAGGUUCCCCAUUCAUGUUGUAAAAUUCCAGGGUCCAAGCCUGCACCUAGGUUCUAAUGUUCAACUCAGCCCAUGAGGCACCACCACACCUUGUCCGAAAGAGGAAGCUACAGGAGGACCAACUGUGUUAGUAAGAUAGCCUCUUAACCACAGUUAGGUCAGAGCAGGUGCAUUUUCCAGAUUGUUUUACUUUAACCUACGCUAGGAAACAAUGCUGUCCGCUGUACAUACUGGGAUGAACAGAAUAACGAAAAGGAAAUAAUGGCCUCUUUCCCUUUACAUCCAUGUAGUGUGAGCAGAUCCAGGUUGCUAUCUAUGGCUCCCGUCACAGGAAAUCGAAAAAGAUACGAGAGCUCCUGGACAUGCUGAAGAUGUAAGUUUCAUCAGGAGUUUAGGCUGUACUAUGGGGGGUGCAGGAAAAAUCACAAACAACAGAAUGUCUAGGCUUCAAAUCUGGGUUUCAGAGUGUGACUCUGCCUACCUUUGCCUCUUCAAAGUUGAGAAGAUGGCUGGCCACUCAUCAGAGAACAGAACCACACUUGCCACAGAGGGUGGAUUUGUCCAAGCCUCUGUUUAAAUAUGCUCCAAGAGCAGCCUUUAUAUUAUAAACAUAUUUAAAUCCUAUUAUUAAAAACAAUUAAAAACCAUAACAACAAAUAUAAAGUAAAUAAAUGAGAGCUUAACAGCACGUGUUUAGUAGCACAAUUGUCCUAUGAAGAAGUAUUUUAUUUUCUUCAGCUUAGCCUGGACAGCUCAGAAUUUGCAAGACAGCAAUUGUGUUUUGCCAAAUGAAAGUUCCCCCCCCCUCAAUUGUGUCUUGCCAAAUGAAAGGUUUUUUCCCUCAACUAAAAAUGAUUUUUACAUUAGGUAUGAAAAACUGUUGGGAGAAGGUAAAGCUUCUCCUCCUUUUCUGCAGGGUUCCUGCUGUACAUGAAGGGACCAACAUGAAACAGAAGAGAGAGACACUGCUACGCUGCUCAAUCCCUGAUCUCUAGACAAACGGCAAGACUAGUCACUGGAAACAAGGAAAUAUAUCCCUAAUGCACCAUGAGAAAAGCAAGGCUGCAACAAUCAGGUUAUUAGCUAAUUAUGUCAUAGCCUGUAGCCCAAUCGUGCAUAUUAAUUGUACAUGGAAAGAUACCUUGCCCUGGUGCUGCUCUUAGAUGGAAUGGGCAUUCAGAGAGCCCUAGCACAAGAAAAUGAUCCAGGUCCUCCAAGCAUAGUCCUAUAUGUGCGUUUUUUGAUGUUCCUUCUUCCUGCCCACAACAGUGAAGGAGUACAGGGGGGAUAUAAGAAGGACAGUUUUGCAGAUUUCUGGGGACACCGUUUCCCCGACAUCAAGUAAGGUUGUGACUAGGAACCCAAUGAAUUAAUGUGUAACAUGUGAAUAGGAGGGAAAUCAAAUGUAUAGUCAUAUACUAGAUCCAGAAAUAUUGCCUAUUGACAGAAAUAUUGUUAAGCAUGCCUCCUUGUUUCUAGGUCACAUCCAAUGUAAGCCCCAGCCAGCAUGUUCAAUGGUCAGGGAUAAUGGGAGCUGUAAUCCAGCAAAAUCUGAAAGGCCACAGGUUGGGGGAAGCAGCUGUGCACCUCCCAGAAAUUGCCAGCUUCUGAUCCCCUGCCCAACUUCCACAGGGCACAUAAAAUAUACUUAGGGUAACGAUUAGGAAAAGUUGCAUUCCUCUGUGAUAAGUACUGUUUCCAAUGAAUGGUCGUCAGAAUGGUCGUUCUAUAUUUCUUGCCAAAAAAGCUUCACCAUACACCAUACACAAUGACUCUUUCCAAACAUGUCAAGAGGCCAAAUUAUCCAUCGCAAAAGAUCUUGCCUCUAAAACAGAGGUAAGUAAAUCCCACAACUGGUUGUCCAAGCUUUCAUUCAUUGUUGUACAGCUGAGCAUCCAAUAUGGCUUUUAAUAAAGGGGGAACAAAAUAACAGUUUGUACUUCACAGCUAAAUCUCUGCUUCAGUUAUGUCCUCAUCAGGGCAACAGUAAAACUCUACGAAGCAGAUCUGUCCAUCUUCGUUCCUGAUCAUGUAUUGCAGUGAGAGAAAGCCUCUGUUAUCUGUUCGAAUAGACACCUUGCAGGAUAAAACUAGUGCUUUAGUUGAUGGCUUCAGUAAUGCAAUCUUAUAUCUGUAAAGAAAUAGGAGGAAGACAAGAUGAAGUAUGAAGACAAAAUAGUUGCUAAUAGGUUGCUACCAAUUAUAAGACACAAACUUAUUGACAAAGAUGAACUUACAGAAACAGCAAUGUUUAAAAAUGCUUGAAGUUUGAUAAUUUAAUGUUAAAUCAACAAAGGCAAACCUUUUGAGUAAGUUCUCUAAAAUACUUAAGAGCACAUAAAAAAAUAUCUUAAUCAAAAUAAUGAUGUUAAGACAAACUGUCCCAGAGGAAACAUGGUCUGUGUAGAUCUACUGAUAAUCCUAUCCAGGUUUGUUAAAGAUGCAUUUUUAUUGGUGGAUAUAGAACCGGGAAUACGCUAAAAGCAGCAUUGUGUGGUUACUUGUUAUAAUUGGGGAGCAGGGUAGAAUUCACUCACUUCCUGGAUGAUGGGAUAAUAAGGUUAUGGGAACUGGCCCACGUGGUUACAGGUGACUAAUAUUAUAAUAGUGAGCAAGGCAAAGGAACUAGAGAACUUAUUUGUUGAAAAUAAUGAGCAAUUUGGAAAUAAUUUCACUCAAAUGCAAUGUUUAUGCAUUUCCUUCUUUUGUGUGCAUGUGUAUUAGUAUUGUAAGUAGAUUUAUUGCAUUAGCCGAGUGGCCAUAGCAUGAUAUACAUUAAAAUAACAACAUAAAAUGGGGGUGGGGAGGUAGAGGUAGACAUCGUCCUGGGCGAAUACUUAGAGAGAGUGGAAAAAAAAACAAAAAAAAAAAAACAGAAGCUGCUGAGGCUGGAGGAGGACCGUUGAAGGGUCCUUCAGCUCCUCAGAUUAGUCCUAACUCGAUUGUCCUUGUACAAUAAGGCUACUUGGAACUUCGUUCGGUUGUGCGGCGUAUCGACUGCAUCUGUGGUGUUAAGGAAGAAGUUAGUGCCGCUUUCCUCUUCAUCACACUAAGCAGGAAGUUAGCUGUCAUCUCAGUAAUCCAACAAUCAGAGUCCUGCAAAAAGAGGGACACUAUCCAAGGCUGGAUUGGGAGAUGGAACUUAUUCACGAGGGGAGUUAAAAACCGAGAUCUUUCAUCUGUCCAGUUGGGACAGAAGAGCAUUACAUGUUCCAUAGUCUCCAGGGCCGUGUCAUUACAGGAGCAUGUUCUGUUUGCGAUGGGAACUCUGGAAUAACGACCCGACAGAACUGCUGUAGGAAAACAGUUGAGACGGGCACAGGUAAAAGCCCUUCGCUUAGUCUCCGAAGAAAUUGUGAAGCAGUAUAGAGGGAUCCCUUCAGGGGUGGAAUAGCUAGGGCUAGGCCUGAACACGGUCCUCUUGCACAAGAAGCUGUGUUGGAGAAGUCAAGUUGCUGUAGUUUCUUUUAAUUAGGGGUAGGGCCACCGGGCUGAUACACUCUAAGUUAAGAACAGUUUUACAAUUCAAAUUGAGAAGAGAGCGGAGUUUGAGGUUAAUUGUAGUUCUCCAAGGGAAUUAUGAAUAUCUCUUAGGAUCAGAUUGGAAAAGCCACCUCUAAUUCGAGCAUCCGAUGCUAAUAGGUGGAGGGUGUAGGAAAUGGCUCGGCUCCAUGCUCGUCUAGCAAUUGAAGGCUGGGCGAACUCGAGUCGUAGGGCUGCACCUGAGACACAUCUCGGGACGCCGGAAAGAGAUCUUAGAAACAUAUGAAGUGGACGAUCCAGGUUACCUGAUAUUGCUGUAGUCCAUACUUCACAUCCAUAUAAUAAUUUAGGGACGACUUUGGCAUUAAAUAUUUGAAUUGCUGCUGGAAGGUGUUUGCCGCCCUUCUGGUGGUAAAAUCGGACAAUGGCGUUAGAGGUCGUGGUUGCAGCGAGAAAGGCAGAUUGUAGAUGGGUGGUCCAGGAGAGAUUAUAGGUGAAUAUUAAUCCUAGAUAUUUAAAGGCUUUUACCUUUUCUAAGUAGCCACCUGUGAUCUUAAGCGGCUCCAACUUGAGUUUGCGGGAACGAGUGAAGUGGAGGACUUUCGAUUUUUAUAAUUAAUAUUAAGAGCUUCCGCCUUACAAUAGGCGAUAAAUGCGUUAACUGCAUUUGCUAGAUCCGCAGCUGUUCUGGAUAAGAUGACGGCAUCAUCAGCAUAGAAAAGGGAAGCAACGGGUGGCCUGCUAAGUGAGGAGGAUACUUAGAUGCUAGCUUCAAAGUGGAAAUUGCAUCAUGAAGAUAGAGAUUAAACAGUAAAGGGGCCAAGAGGCAACCUUGUCGGACGCCCUUGGCCGUUGGAAAUGGAGUAGUGGGGGAGCCGUUUGGACUAGUUCGGACGCGAGCUGUGGUGUUUGAAUAAAGGGAGAUAAUUAGGGAGAGAAGGUGCGGAUCAAUUCCCAGAUGGGCAAGUUUGGACCAUAAUCUCUGCCUAGGAAUGGAAUCAAAGGCGGCCUCCAGGUCCAUGAAAGCGGCAAAUAGAUGGCCUUGCCUUGGAGCAGUGUAUUUACUGGCAAGGUGAAAGAGAGUUAGACAAUGGUCCAUGGUUGACGCUGACUUUCGGAAACCAAUCUGUUCUGGCGGUAGAAUGUUCCUCUCCUGGACCCAUGAGAGAAGUUCCUCCAGUAAAACAGCGGCAAAUAUUUUCCCGGGAUGGAUAAUAAGCUGAUGGGGCGAUAGUUCCUAGGGAUGUUUGGCUGGCCGCCUUUGAAGAUCGGAACUAUUAUAGCUUCUCUCCAGGAGUCGGGGAUGUCUAGGGCGGAGGAGAUAGCGGUGAAUACAGGAGUCAGGUGUUCGCUCCACCAAAGAGGAUCAGUCAGGAAAAGGUCCAACGGGACCAUGUCUGGGCCGGGGGCCUUACUCCUUUGCAUUGACAUUAUGAUGUUGAAAAUGCGAGUUGAAGUAUUAGUAUAUAUUUUUUAGUUUAUCUGUAUAUCUAAGAUCAAUUCUAUUAUAAUCAAUAAAAGUGUAUUUGCCCCUCACACUAUACCAUCAACAGAUUUGCUGACCUAGUUCCCUGAGUUGGGGUUAAAUCCCUAAUGACUGAGUACAAUCAGCAUGGUCAGAGGGCACUGCCAAUUAUCUAUUGACUUGAGAUGUUUUCCCAUGAGUGAUCUGUCUUCAAGCUACAGUACAGUGGUAUCUUGGUUUAAGAACAGUCCUGUUUACGAACAAUUCGGUUUACGAACUCCACAAUACCGGAAGUAGUGUCCCAGUUUGCGAACUUUACCUCGGUUUAAGAACGGAAUCCGAACGGAAAGGCACCGGCGGCGGGAGCCUCAUUAGGGAAAGCACGCCUUGGUUUAAGAACGGACUUCUGGAACGGAUUAAGUUCGUAAACCGAGGUACCAUUGUAUAACCUUUCUGGCAGAGUACAUGCAGCUCAGUUAAUGCAAAUAACCAACCAUCAUGUGAUUGGUAUUUGAACUUGAGUGGUAAAAACAGGACCAGUCACACCAAAUGGUUAUUGUAUGGGCUACUCCAGCUCACCUAUUUGUCUGGCUUUGGUUACAGUGAAAGGCUUCAAUUAAGUCUGAAUCUUUAGGAUAGUCUAGAUGUGUGCUUCCAGCAUUCCCAAAAGUGGAGAGUCUGAAAGAGAAAACGAGAAAAAUGCAUUAGCUACCCUCAAACUCACAGUUAAGUUUGUGAUAGAUGUUAGGCAAGAACACAGGUCUCCCAAAUCAAAGUCAAAUUCAAAUCCCAAGACCAUCCCUAGCUCUCUCAUAAGACACGUGUCUUGUACCAUGAAACUGUCAAUCAAUUUGGCCAGUACUGUCCAGUACUGUUGCUUUUUAAAUUCCGAGGAAUAAAUCUUCCUCCCCCCUGCUACUCUGAGAUCCUUUUCAGAUGCCAGGCAAUGUGAAUGCAUAUGUGCUUAACCACUGAGCUAAGGCUCUGCCCUAAAGAGGGAUAUAUUUAUGCCAGAAACUUGUAGUGCAUUUGAAAUCACAGUCACAAUACAUGUAGUCAUUGACUAUCAAACUAGGAUAGUUAUUCCUAGUACCUCAAAUUAGACUUUUCUAGAGAUACAGUAAUCUGCAAUACUUCGCUGGACAUAUCUAGUUCGGAAAAUGCCUCUCGGAGCCCCUCUGACUGCAGGAUGAUCUUAUUCACAACAUUUGUGCUGCAGAAAUCAAAAUCGAGGAUCUCUUCUGGUUCCUGAGUGUUGAUUUUGCAUACAGUCACCACACCACCGUCCUCCAGGAAAAGCGUCAAAGGGUAACCAUAACCCCGAUAGCACAUCCGGAGGGCUGUCUGAGUGCCUGCGAUGAGGAAAGAAAGGU